This is a messenger RNA of Micropterus salmoides (largemouth bass), 3301 nucleotides long. Its product is annotated as GTPase IMAP family member 8-like. The coding region runs from base 111 to 3287 and encodes 1058 amino acids. The transcript has 5 exons. Gene Ontology annotation, molecular function: GTP binding. NCBI's taxonomy places the organism in Eukaryota, Metazoa, Chordata, Actinopteri, Centrarchiformes, Centrarchidae. The record is from RefSeq and is a predicted model, not a curated record.
GAGUCCUGAAACUCUUCAGUGAUCGAUCAUUUGAUCAUUCACUGGUUCUGAUAUCAACACCCACAAUUUAUGUCAAAAAACCCUAUACACAGCAUCCACCAUUAAAAGACAUGAUCAGAAUGUGUAAGUACAGAUACUUGGAGCAGACGAACCUUGAACUUCCACAGCUGUUAACACGUUUGGGUCAAAUCGUGAAGGAGAACGAUGGAGAGCAUCUGACCUGUGAUGUGUUUGAAGAUGCAGUUUUACCUAGUGAUAAACAAAGCUCAAAAGAAAAGGAAACACAAUACAAUCUUUGUGCUGUCGAUGAAGACACUGUCUCAAAGAAACCUGCUCUCUCUCAAAUGUCUGCACUCAGAAUUCUGCUGUUGGGGAAAAAAGAGGACAAAAAGACAAAGCUUAGCAACUUCAUCAGUGGCAACAUUCAACACAAGCAAUUCAAUUUGCCAAACCCUUUGACAACCAAACACAGUACAGUGACCCAUGGAGAGUGGAGAGGAAAAACAUUAACAGUAGUGAAAACUCCAGACAUCUUCAGUCUGACUGUGGAGAAGCUGAGAAGAGAGGUGAAGAGCUGUGAGACUCUUUGUCCUCCUGGACCAAAUGUUCUGCUGCUGUUAGUGGAGCCUUCUGAUUUCACUGAGGAGAACAGACAAACACUGAAGUUCAUCCUGAGUUUGUUUAGUCAAGAUGCUUUUAAACACUCAAUGGUCAUCAGCACACAUGAUGAGGAGGGAGAGAAUAACGUAGUCAAACAACUCAUCCAAGACUGCAAACAUAGGCAGCACAUAAUCCACUUUGACAAAAAAGGUCUUUUAAACAAUGACCUACAAGAAGUGAUCCAAAAAAUGGAAAAUAUAGUGAGUGACAACAGAGGUGGAUAUCUAAUGUUAAAUGAAGAAGCAGAUCGCAAAUCCCCUCUGAACCUGGUUCUGUGUGGGAGGAGAGGAGCAGGGAAGACUUCAGCAGCCAAGGCCAUUUUAGGUCAGACAGAGUUUCAUUCAGUCUCCGUCUCAUCAGAGUGUGUUAAACAUCAGGGAGAGGUGUGUGGACGUUGGGUUUCCCUGGUGGAGCUGCCUGCCUUGUAUGGAAAACCUCAGGAGGCAGUGAUGGAGGAAUCACUCAGGUGUAUCUCCCUCUGUGAUCCUGAGGGCGUCCAUGCCUUCAUCCUGGUCCUACCUGUGGGUCCCCUCACUGAUGAAGACAAGGGAGAGUUAGAGACCAUCCAGAAUACAUUCAGCUCUCGAGUCGAUGACUUCACCAUGAUUCUGUUCACUGUGGAGUCAGAUCCUGCAGCUCCAGCUGUUGUUAACUUUGUAAAGGAAAACAAGGACAUCCAGGAGCUCCGUCAGAGCUGUGGAGGAAGAUAUGUUGUUCUCAACAUCAAGGACAAGCAGCAGAUCCCAGAGCUGUUGGACAUGGUGGAAAAGAUGAUUCAUUCUGAAAAUAAACCAUCCUGCUAUAAAACUGUAACAUUUGCACGUGCACAAAUGAAAAAGCUCACACAACAAGAGAAACAUAUCAACAGGCAACAAGGUGAACUUGAGAGGCUGAUUAAGAAGAACAUGAUCACUUGUGAUGAUGAGGAGCAGAGUCCAGAGAGUCUCAGGAUUGUGCUGAUAGGGAAGACUGGAAGUGGAAAGAGCUCUACAGGAAACACCAUUCUAGGAAGAAAAGAGUUUAAAGCCAAAUCAAUUCAAACAUCAGUCACCAAACCUUGUCAGAAAGCACAGAGUGAAGUGGACGGUCGUCCGGUCGUUGUGGUCGACACUCCUGGUCUGUUUGACACAACUUUGUCCCAUGAAGAGGUUCAUGAGGAGAUGGUGAAAUGCAUCAGUCUUCUGGCUCCAGGACCACAUGUCUUCCUGUUGGUGUUACAGAUCGGCAGAUUUACACCAGAGGAGAAGGAGACAUUAAAACUCAUCAAGGAAGGCUUUGGGAAGAAUGCUGAAAAGUUCACCAUCAUUCUUUUAACUGGAGGAGAUACACUAAAGCAUGAGAAAGUGUCCAUUGAAAAAUACAUUGAACAGGACUGUGAUGAUUCCUUUAAGAAGCUGAUCUCUGACUGUGGAGGAAGAUACCAUCUGUUUGAUAACUGUGAUGAAGAAAACCGCACACAAGUCAGUGAGCUGAUAACCAAGAUUGACAGCAUGGUGAAGGAAAAUGGAGGCAGCUGCUACACCAAUGAGAUGCUGCAAGAGGCCGAGGCAGCUAUAAAGAAAGAAAUGGAGAGAAUCCUGAAGGAGAAGGAAGAAGAGAUGAAGAGAGAGAGGGAGGAGCUUCAAAGAAAACAUGAGGAGGAAAUGGAAGAGAUGGAAAGAAGAAUGAAAGAACAGAGAGCAGAAACUGAAAAGGAGAGAAAACUGAGAGAAAAACAACUUGAAGAAAAGGAGGAAAAGAUAAAUAAGGAACAAGAGGAGAGACAGAAAGAACAGGAAAUGAGAGAAGAAGAAGACAGGAAGAGAAAACAACAGGAAGAAAUUCAAAGACAGGAGUGGAAACGAAAAGUUGAAGCUUUGGAGCAAAAUAUAAGAUCAGAGUCAGAAACAAAAGAAACCAUUGACAGAAAGCUGAAGGAGAGCAGAGAAGAGAUGAGAAAAGAACGAGAGAAAUAUGAGAAAGAACAAAAAGAAUGGUGGGAAAAACAAAAACAAGAAGACGAACAGAGACGACAGGAGGAACAAACAAGACUUAGAAAGCUUCAAGAAGAAUAUGAACAGGAAAGAGAAAAUUAUGAAAAGAAAAGAAAGGACAGAAUCAGAAGAGAAAGAGAGGAAAAGGAGAAAAACGAUAUAGAGGAGAAACAUAAGAAAGAAGUGGAGAAUCUGAAAAAGACACACGAACAGGAGGCCAGACAGAAAGCUGAAGAGUUUAAUGACUUCAAAGAGAAACACAAAAAGGAGUUUACAACUCUGAAGCAACAGCAUGAGGAAGAAAUGAAAAAGAAAGAUAAACAAUAUGACAUCUUAAAGGCACUUUCAGCUCACAAUGAAGAACAAUUAAAGAAAGAACAAGAAGAACUAAAGAAAACUCAUCAAGGCGAGAUUUAUGAAUUAGUAAAACAUGUGACCAAAAAGGCAGGAAGUCUGGAAAAAAUCAACAACUUACUGACAAAACACAAACAAGAAAUGGAAAAGGAGACAAAUGAAGAGGGAAAGAAAAAACUGAAGGAAACGCAUGAAAAACAAAUAAUUGAAUCAAUACCGGAAAUUAUGAAUCAAGACGACUCAACGUUUUGGACACGUUUGACAUUCUUGGUUCUGAAAAUCUUUGGUUUCAAUGAGUGAAAGAUUUAAUUGUA